AUGAACGCUGCAGCAGCAGAAGGCUCCAAGGCCGCUCCUCCCAAGUUCAAGCAGAAGGAGACCAGGCAGUUCAAGAGCAAGGCUCCUAAAGCUGGACAGAAGGGGUUUGACAAUGAUGUACCAGGGAUGGAUGGUCUUGGAGACUCUGCAGUGGUCUGCCCCUGGGAGGCGUUCGGUGACAUGGAGCUGAGUGACCUGGCCCAGUUUGGCAUCGUUUAGACCUCAUGCCAAAUGGAAACAGUUUAUUCCUGGUGGCUGCAUUCCAGCAGUUUUGUUGCUC
This is a messenger RNA of Lates calcarifer (barramundi perch), 280 nucleotides long. Its product is annotated as retinal cone rhodopsin-sensitive cGMP 3',5'-cyclic phosphodiesterase subunit gamma. The transcript has 3 exons. The record is from RefSeq and is a predicted model, not a curated record. Lineage: Eukaryota; Metazoa; Chordata; Actinopteri; Centropomidae. Gene Ontology annotation, cellular component: photoreceptor outer segment membrane. Gene Ontology annotation, molecular function: cGMP binding; 3',5'-cyclic-nucleotide phosphodiesterase activity. Gene Ontology annotation, biological process: positive regulation of epidermal growth factor receptor signaling pathway; positive regulation of G protein-coupled receptor signaling pathway; visual perception. The coding region runs from base 1 to 219 and encodes 72 amino acids.